Messenger RNA from Triticum turgidum subsp. durum (durum wheat), 384 nucleotides. Lineage: Eukaryota; Viridiplantae; Streptophyta; Magnoliopsida; Poales; Poaceae. The record is from the annotation of a GenBank genome assembly.
AUGAGAGGGAGCAACCUAGUGCAGCCAACGACGAUAUUUUUCAUCGGAUGCCUUGUCGUGUGUGUCCAGUGUGGUCUCGAUGCUAAUGAAAUGGUAGUCAAACAAGAUGGCCGUGUGGCGAAUACAAGUACUGACGCUGCCGUUGUCAACUCAACGUCUGUAGGCGACAGCAAGAUAACUGUCAAAUUUUGCAUUCAAAAUUUGGGAUGCCAUCUUUCAGAUGGGUACCGUGGUACAUGCUACUGCUGCCAGAAAGCUGAGGUCGAGUGUUUCAGGACGCGGAGUGAGUGUCAAGACAUCUGCCCUACGUGCAACCCAAAAUGCCAACCUCCGUCGGGGUCUCUUGGAUGGAAUUUCAGGCUCAAACAGAUUGUCCAUCGGUAA